GUGUUACCCUAAUUUUUUUCUCUUAAUUAAAUAUCAUUUUAUAUCCAUUUUCUUUAAAUUAUUUCUCUAUGAACAUAAUGUGACAAUAUAUAAGUACAUACAUAAUAUCAUUUGAUUAAUUUCCUUAAUGUAUUCAGUAAUGAAUUUUAAAAGUUUAACUCUAACAAUAGUUUAUUGUUAUUCAAUUAAUAAUUCAAAAUUAUAUUUUAAAAUCUAAUGUUAUUAAAUUUUAUUAUAUUUGUAAAGAAAUUAUUAUAUGGUGUUAUUCAAUUAAGAUUUCAAAAUAUUUAAUUAAAAUCCAGUGUUAUUAACUUUUAAAAAUCUUUUUGUCAUAAUCAUUUGAGAAAAAAGAUUAGUAAACUUUCUAUCAGUCUAUGAGUAAAUUAUUAAAAAUAAAAGCAAAGAUAUAUUAGAGAGAUUUUAGAAUCCACAAAAAUAAAUUCAGUAAAUGAUAUCAGAUUUUAUAAUUUUAAUUUUAUAAAUUAUAAAAUUUAUAGAGUAGAAAUUAAAAUCAAUGAUGCAUGGAAUAACACCCUCUAUAAAUAUUCAAAAACUACAUUUUUGUUGUUUAAAGAAAUGAAAUUUGACUUUCUCUCAGUGAUCAACUUGCUCGCACAGAAGGAAUAAAGUUUUGCUUGUUUUCUCUUAGGUGUAACCGAUUUUCUGUUUUUUUAUCCAUGGCUUCAUCAAUCGCUUCCUGGUCGCUGCUGCCUUUUGACUUGGUAGAAAAUAUACUUUACAAGGUUCCGGUCGAAUCUUUGGUACGAUUCAAGUUCACAUGCAAACAAUGGUGUGCUCUUUUAAAUGAUAGUAGAUUCAUUUACAAACACUUGGAACUCUCCCGGGAAGGACUCAUCCGAGUCCAUGAUCAUAAGUUGUAUCAGUUCAUCAAUCUUGAGACCCUAGCCCUUUCCAGUCUACAAGGUCCAUCUGAUAUUUAUUCAAUGAUUCACUGCGAUGGAUUAUUGCUAUGUAAAUUUAAAUCUGAUAAUAUAGAUAGAAAUCUCGCAGUUUGGAAUCCGUUUUUGAGCCUAGUCAAAUGGAUCGAACUCUCGAUUUCUUACACAGGGCAUUGGGAUAUCUAUGGUUUUGGAUACGACAAUCUAUCCCGUGAGAACUACAAGAUCUUGAGGUUUUGUAAUAAAUUAGGACAUGAAGAGGCUGAGAUAUAUGAGUUCAAGACUAAACUCUGGAGAAGUGUUGAUUACUCUUGUGCGUAUUCUUGGUAUGCAUGGUAUGACGAAGCUGUGUCUAUGGAUGGAAACAUGUAUUGGUUUGUUAAAAGGGACAUAGAUAACUCCCAAAAUGAAAACUUCAUCCUGUGUUUUGAUUUUUCCAGAGAGAUAUUCAAAGAAACAUGCUGUCUUCCCUUUAUAAAUCGUGAUGAUGUUUGGCUUUUGCCACGCCUAUCAGGUUUCAGAGGAGAUAGGCUUUCUAAGUUAUCUAAAGAUAAAUAUGGGAAUAUUCAGGUGUGGAUUACAAACAAGGUGACUGAUGAAGUUGUUUCGUGGAGCAAGUAUUUUAAUGUGACUCUCCAAUAUCCCUCGAGAUUAUCCCGUGAAUAUAUCAAUAAUAUGACAUUCUUCAUCCACAAGACCAAUAGGAUCAUGUUAUGGCGCAAGGAAGAAGAUGUCAAAAAUAAAGAUAUAUACGUCAAUGUUUACGAAAUAUGUGAAGGUGUGGUCGAGAAACUAGUUGAGACAGGACGACAUAGACGUGGUGAUAAGGGUUGCAUUACUAAGAUUGGUUAUGUAUUUGUACCAAGUCUGGUUCCGGUUCCAGAGUAAGAGGAGGCUUCUGAGGGUUGCUCGAUCUCUUUCAUACAUGUUUGCUUAUUAUGUUCUAACGCACUAUGCAUUUCCUUUGGUGUUGCUUUAAAAUACUAAACCUUAAAACAAAGCUGGAAAGAUUGCAGUC
This is a messenger RNA of Brassica rapa (field mustard), 1917 nucleotides long. Its product is annotated as putative F-box protein At3g22650. The record is from RefSeq and is a predicted model, not a curated record. Gene Ontology annotation, molecular function: protein binding. Lineage: Eukaryota; Viridiplantae; Streptophyta; Magnoliopsida; Brassicales; Brassicaceae.